CGUUAUGAACCCGGAAGCGCUUUGCUUUCGGUCUGUGGUGUCGGAAUGGAGCUGGAGGAAGGCUCGGGGCAGUGGGGGCCGUUAGACGGAGAUACCGGCACGGCCAGCAGGGGGAGCCCCGGAGACAGCGGCCAUGUAUCGCAGAGUCACAGCGUCUGCAGCGGCGCCUCGGCCGGGCUCCUGACAGAAGAUGAGGAGGAGCCGGGGAGGCAAUGCACUCCUCCCGCCCUACUGGACCACCUCCUGCCGGCUGCGGCUUCCAGCUACACCGGCUACGUGCUCCAGGGAGAGCAAACGGCCGAGAUUGAAACUUUGGAAAAAUGUUUGGAAGACCUGCUAAUCCGAGUCGACGAGUUUGUUGGGAUGUUGGAUAUGAUUAGAAAUGACACAUCUCAAGUGAUGAAUGAAAAAGUGCCUCAAAUUUAUGCCAAAGCCACAGAAAUGAGAGCAUUGUAUCAUAAAAUCGAUAUGCUUGAGGCCUUUGUCAGAAAGGUGGGAGGUAACGUUGCUGUGAUGGAAGAUCAGGUUACUCAUGCAGAAACACAGCUUGGAACAUUUCCUAAUCCAUUCAAGAAAAUAUUCAAGAACAUCAGCACGUCUCCUCUAUUUUCCCCAACUAAACCAUCAUCCUCUCCAAGAGCACAACAAGCGAGAUAUGAGUCACCACCAGUAUUCAAGACUGAGGACCACUUCCCAUGCAGCAGCUGACCAUACUGUUCUAAUGUUCUGUAAACCGAUCUAUAGUCUACAAAAUGAACACCACCUGGAUCCCAAAAUUUGAAAUUUGCACUUUAAUAUUGCGGGAUAUCCUUGUUUAGACACUACUGAGGUAUAAGUCUUCCUGCAGGCCUUAUGGAAGAAUGCCUGCCAUAUAUGCAAAUAUUUACUAUACAGUGUUUGGUUUUGAAUGGCAAUAAUGUUUCCUACAUCUGACAGGUUUUUUUUGCAGAUGAUGUGAGGCAGAUUGAUAUGGUUCUAUUGCAUUGUUUAUAUUAAAUGCAAAAUUAUAUCAUUUUGAUAAUGAGUAGUUCCACGUUUUUUGCUCUGUGUAUUUACCUGAGAUAAUUGUAACUGCGUUUUUCUAAAAUUAUUCUUUAUGUUUACAAGAAGUCAAUAAAGCAUAUUGUACUAUUAAACCAUGACUGUGACACCGUGAUGAAAGGUGACAGAACCUACUCUCUGCCACUAUUCUGGUCACUCUCUCUGACUAAUGCAGUGAUGAUCCACAUCAGUGCUGGUAGGUUGUCUCUUUCUGAGAGCCAUUGAUUUGAUUAUGUGAACAGUGAUAUAACGGUCAUAAUAAUAUUACUCCACCACAGUUGUGGGUGUUAAUAAAAAUAUAAUUGGA
This is a messenger RNA of Pelobates fuscus (common spadefoot toad), 1348 nucleotides long. RefSeq names its product biogenesis of lysosome-related organelles complex 1 subunit 4-like. The record is from RefSeq and is a predicted model, not a curated record. The transcript is spliced from 5 exons. Bases 46 to 708 code for a protein of 220 amino acids. Gene Ontology annotation, cellular component: BLOC-1 complex. Lineage: Eukaryota; Metazoa; Chordata; Amphibia; Anura; Pelobatidae.